AUGGUCAUGCUCACCGGCCAGUACUCGACUGGCAAGAGCACUUUCAUCCGGCACCUGCUAGGGCGGGACUACCCCGGAUUGCGAAUCGGCCCAGAGCCAACGACCGACAAAUUCGUCGCUGUCUGCAAAGGCGAUAUGGAUCAGGUCAUUCCAGGGAAUGCCUUGGUUGUUGACAAAUCCAUGCCGUUCACGCAGCUGAGCCACUUCGGCAACAACUUUCUUACGCGUUUCGAAUGCGCGAAGCUUGACAGUCCUGUUUUAAACGGGAUGUCUCUCAUCGACACGCCUGGUGUUCUGUCUGGCGAGAAGCAGCGCUUGAAGCGCCGGAGCCUCAAAGGCCGAGGCCGAGGGCGGCGGCUCCCGAUGGCCGAGUGCCGGUCACGCAGCGCAGUCCUAAGGUGGAUACGAGUUCGAGGCAGGAGCACUCUGAGCCAUCAGCACCAGUGCAGCAGACUGCAUUGGCGUGCUUUUCCCGGAAUCGGCCUUCGGCCUUUUCGACCUUGGGUGGCGAAAGGCAUUUUGCUCACAGCAUUGCCAAUGUGA
Molecule: messenger RNA, 543 nt
Organism: Symbiodinium sp. CCMP2592
Lineage: Eukaryota; Dinophyceae; Suessiales; Symbiodiniaceae
Source: the annotation of a GenBank genome assembly